Messenger RNA from Choloepus didactylus (southern two-toed sloth), 1140 nucleotides. It is a transcript of the gene NINJ2, whose product is annotated as ninjurin 2. Gene Ontology annotation, biological process: tissue regeneration; cell adhesion. The transcript has 4 exons. Gene Ontology annotation, cellular component: membrane. The coding region runs from base 192 to 749 and encodes 185 amino acids. Lineage: Eukaryota; Metazoa; Chordata; Mammalia; Pilosa; Megalonychidae. The record is from RefSeq and is a predicted model, not a curated record.
GGAAUUGGAGGGACAUUGGAGCCGGGGAGAAAGCGAUGCUGUCACAACCAACUCAGAAGGCCACCUCUCAGCGCACCACAUGCCACCCCCUGGAGUGCACACAUGUGUGAACACACACAGGCUUGCACGUGUAUGUGUGUGUCUGCUUUCCCCAGGGGCCCAGGCCGAGACGGGCAUCCCACAUCAGAUGGAUGAAUAGCAGGUCUGUCCUGCCAGCUGUGUGCUCUCUCCCACCCAAAGAAAACGCAAAGACUCAGACAGCCCACACAGUCUGCGACCAGCACCCGGGGCGUGUGGAGGGACUCGAGGGCAGCAGGAUGGAAUCAGAGAGAGAAAUCGUCGACCUCCAACCUGGGAUCCCCAGCCCCAGGAGGAACCAGCCCAUCAACCUGAACCAUUAUGCCACCAAGAAGAGCGUGGCAGAGAGCAUGCUGGACGUGGCACUAUUCAUGUCCAACGCCACGCGGCUGAAAGCAGUGCUGGAGCAGGGGCCGUCCUCUCAUUACUAUACCACCCUCCUCUCCCUCAUCAGCGUCUCCCUGCUCCUGCAGGUGGUCAUCGGAAUCCUCCUGGUGGUCAUUGCACGGCUGAACCUGAAUGAGGUAGAAAAGCAGUGGCGGCUGAAUCAGCUCAAUAACGCCGCCACCACCUUGGUCUUCAUCACUGUGGUCAUCAAUGUCUUCAUUACAGCCUUUGGGGCACAUAAGACGGGGUUCCUCACAGCCAGGACUUCAAGGAGUCUUCUCUGAACAUAGAGUGGGGCCCAGGUACUGGGCAUGACUGCUUCUGCCCCCCUGAUCUGCCAGGCUGAUGGGCACUUUCCACAGCUCUCGGGAAAGUUCCUGUAAGGGUGAUGCAGAUACCCUCACUCCCUUCCCACGAGCACCUGAAUUAAGAUGCGCUAUUUUACUAGUCUAAGUGAAUUCCAUCUUGGUCUGGAGUCCUGGGCUCACCCUGGGGUACCCCCAGCCUUUCCUCCUGGCAUCAUCUCCUGAACCUAAAGCAUAUGAGAAAGGGUGAGUCUGCCCACUUAAGAACUCUGGUUCUGACCCAAUGCCAUACCUUUUCUCUACUCCGGGCUUCAAUUUUCCUUUCUGUAAAGUGGAAGGACUUGUAUCUAUAAAAGUUUCUGCAAAUCUA